Trifolium pratense (red clover) is the source of this 4743-nucleotide messenger RNA. Its product is annotated as pentatricopeptide repeat-containing protein At5g52850, chloroplastic. The record is from RefSeq and is a predicted model, not a curated record. NCBI's taxonomy places the organism in Eukaryota, Viridiplantae, Streptophyta, Magnoliopsida, Fabales, Fabaceae. Gene Ontology annotation, biological process: RNA modification. Gene Ontology annotation, molecular function: zinc ion binding; protein binding; RNA binding. Bases 257 to 2908 code for a protein of 883 amino acids. The transcript is spliced from 2 exons.
CAAUUCCCGCUUCGAAAUGUUAUCGGGAAAUUUUUCCUUCCAUUUUGUCCCGUGUGAAAAAAUCCUCGACUUCGAAAAUCAUCUUUACACAUAACUCUGUUAACAUAUGCAAAUUGAUAUCCCUACGUUAAACGUAAGACACCACUAAAUUAAUCCUUAAUUUUUAGCUGAUGAUUUUUGAUAUUUCAUAUUUCAAAAACCUAUGUACUAAUUUCCAACUCCAUUUAACAUUGCAAUUACACGCUGUUACUAAACCAUGCACAUGCUAUGUAGUAAAACUCCUACUCAAAGUUUUUCACUAUCCCGCUUCCAAGAAACUUGUUUGCGUGUUCUUUCAUUCUGCAACUCAAAUUCCCUCAAAGAAGGAAUAUGCAUUCAUAGCCCCAUAAUCAAAUUGGGUCUUCAACAUGAUUUGUAUUUAAACAACAAUUUGUUGUCUUUAUAUGCUAAAUGCUUUGGUCUUCAUCAUGCACGCCACUUGUUCGAUGAAAUGCCUGACAAAGAUGUCGUAUCAUGGACUACGGUUCUGUCUUCACACACCAAGAAUAAGUAUCAUUUUGAUGCCCUUGAAUUGUUUGAUAUGAUGUUAGGAUCGGGUCAGUAUCCGAACGAGUUUACGUUGUCGAGUGCUUUAAGAUCGUGUUCUGCUUUAGGGGAGUUUGAUUGUGGGACAAAAAUUCAUGCUUCUGUUGUGAAGCUUGGGUUAGAGAUGAAUCCUUUUCUUGGUACUUCGUUGAUCGAGUUUUAUACAAAAAGUUGUUGUAGUACUUUUGAAGUUUAUAAAUUGCUUUCGUUAGUGAAGGGUGGUGGUGAUGUUGUGUCUUGGACAACAAUGGUUUCUUCUUUAGUGGAAACUGGUAAAUACGGUGAAGCUUUUGGAGUUUACGUAAAAAUGAUUGAAGCAGGUGUUUACCCAAAUGAAUUCACAUUUGUUAAACUCUUAGGUGCGGCGUCUUCUUUUCUCGGUUUGGCUUAUGGAAAACUGCUGCAUGCACAGUUAAUCAUAUUUGGUGCUGAAAUGAAUUUGGUCUUGAAGACAGCCAUUGUUGAUAUGUAUUCAAAAUUCAGACAGAUGGAAGAUGCUAUUAAGGUCGCCAAUAUGACACCUGAAUACGAUGUGUGCUUAUGGACAACCAUUAUCUCUGGAUUCAAUAAAAAUUUGCAAGUUAGAGAGACUGUCGGUGCAUUUCUUGAUAUGGAAUUAUCUGGCAUCCUACCAAAUAAUUUUACAUAUGCUAGUUUAUUGAACGCUAGCUCCUCAAUUUUAUCAUUGGGCCUAGGGGAACAAUUUCAUUCGCGGGUUAUCAUUAUUGGACUUGAGAAUGAUCUUUAUAUAGGAAAUGCACUGGUUGAUAUGUACAUGAAAUGCUCCCACAGCACUACAAAUGCUGUGAAAGCUUUUAGAGAGAUAGCAUCACCAAAUGUCAUCUCUUGGACUUCUUUGAUUGCUGGUUUUGUAGAAAAUGGAUUAGAACAGUCUUUUCAGGUGUUUUCCGAGAUGCAAGCAGCAGGAGUACAACCGAAUUUCGUUACACUGUCUACGAUUCUUGGAGCAUGCAGCAAAGUGAGGUCUCUUGUUCCGACAAUGAUGCUCCAUGGACAUAUCAUAAAAACAAAAGCAGACAUAGAUAUAGCUGUUGGUAAUGCUCUUGUAGAUGCUUAUGCUGGAGGGGGGAUGACAGAUGAGGCAUGGUCUGUAAUUGGUACGAUGAAUCAUAGAGAUUCCAUCACAUACACAUGUUUAGCCGCAAGAUUAAACCAGAAGGGGGAUCAUGGAAUGGCAUUAAAAGUUUUCGUUCACAUGUGCAAUGAUGGGAUUAAAAUGGAUGAAUUUAGCUUGGCAAGUUUUUUAUCUGCUGCAGCUGGCUUAGGCACUAUGGAAACUGGAAAGCAGCUGCACUGUUAUUCUGUCAAAUCAGGCUUCCAUAGAUGUAACUCAGUUUCAAACAGCUUAGUUCACUUGUACAGCAAAUGUGGUAGUAUUCACGAUGCAAAUAGAGCUUUCAAAGAUAUAAGUGAGCCAGAUGCAUUUUCAUGGAACGGUUUGAUAUCUGGAUUGGCAUCAAAUGGAUAUAUUUCCCAUGCUCUUUCUACUUUUGAUGACAUGAGGUUAGCAGGAGUUAAACCUGAUUCUGUUACACUCUUAUCACUGAUUUCUGCUUGCAGUCACGGUGGUUUAUUGGAUCUUGGUCUGGAGUAUUUCUAUUCUAUGCAAAAAGUAUACCAUAUAACACCAAAGUUAGAUCACUACGUCUGUUUAGUUGAUCUCCUUGGUAGAGGUGGUCGACUAGAGGAAGCUAUGGGAGUUAUUGAAACAAUGCCUUUCAAGCCAGACUCUUUGGUUUGCAAAACUUUAUUAAAUGCUUGCAAUUUACAUGGAAAUGUUGCCUUGGGAGAAGACAUGGCAAGGCGAUGUCUUGAGCUUGAUCCAUCUGAUCCUGCAAUAUAUUUGCUGCUUGCAAACUUGUAUGACAAUGCUGGACUGUCUGAUUUUGGAGAGAAGACACGUCGGUUGAUGAGAGAAAGAGGUUUAAGGAGAAGUCCUGGGCAGUGUUGGAUGGAGAUACGGAGCAGAAUUCAUCACUUCUCUGCAGGAGAGAAGAUUGACGAGGACGAGAUUAAUGAAAAAUUGGCGUUUCUUAUAACUGAAUUCAGGAAUAGAGGGUAUCAAUACCAAGAGAGUGAAGAUAAGAUAUACCAUUCAGAACAGUUGGCAGCUGCAUAUGGUGUUCUUAAUGUACCGACUAUGGCUCCAAUACGCAUAUACAAGAAUUCACUGAUCUGCCCUCACUGCCAUACUUUUAUGAUGCUUGCCACACAAGUGGUUGGUAGGGAGAUAAUUUUGAGGGAUAGGAAACGGUUCCAUUUCUUUAAGGAUGGCCAGUGUUCUUGCAGAGGCCACUCAUGAUGCAGAAGCGUUUCCUUGUAUUUUCUGAAUAUAUUGCAUGGGUGAUUCUUGAAUUUGUCUGUCAUAUAUGUUGUAGCAAGUUGUAUUGCAAACCACUCAAACACAGAGCUCGAGAGUAGUUCCGACCGAUGGAGUGUUUAUCUUCGUUAGAGAAGGUAUUUGUUUAAUUUAAUUUCUUUUCUCUUAAUCAACUUUUAAUUGUUGCUUAUCUAAGUUCAAGAUCAUUGUCUUAUUUUCCAAAGAAAAUCAUUCUCUUAGUAAUCAUUUUCCAUUUAAAAGUAAAAUUUGGGCAAUACAUGUAUUUGUCUGUGUGUUCUUCCCUUUAUUUUCUCUUUUAUCAUUUGGCAUUUUAAAUCUUCACACCUAUGUAAUCACAAAUCACAAGGUAAAUAAGAAGGAUCCAGAUCAAAAAGUUGAUCAUCUUCAUGCAAACUAUAUCUGAGUCUAUGUCUAUAGUUUUAUACCGGUGUCAUGCAGUCUAAGUCUUCAUAAUUUAUCUUUAUUUUAAUCACACAAUUUGGAUAAAAUGAUUAAGAAUUGCAAUUGAAACCGAGUUUGAAUUUUGUAUCCAUUUAUUUAUUUAUUUAUGUACUUCGAUGUUACUACCUCUCUGGUUCUAAAUUUAGAUUAAAUAUAUCGAUUUUUCUUGAUCUAACUUUUUCUUAUAUUAUACUCCUAUAUAAGACUAGAUAGGGAGUAUUUAUUUGCCAUGUUGACAACUAUACCAACAAAACUUCAAAGUUUGACUCGGUCAAAAAAAAUAAAUCAUUUUUUUGUUUUCAAAAUAUUUUAUUAUCUUCAUAAAAAAAAAAAAAAAUUAAAUCUUUUGUUGACAUAUUGGCAGGUAUUUGGUGGAAGAUUUUUACGGUACUAUUCUACGUGGAACAUUAAAAAACAUGACUUUGAUAUGCGAAUCAAAACUACAUUUAAGAAUCUCAAAGAUGCAACCACAAAACUCGAGAACAAUUUAAAUUUAAACUAUAGCUAAAACUAUUUAUAUAUAUUUUUUCUUAUGUGCUUUUGAAACAAUGCACUAGUACAUAAGAAAAUGUUCCCAAAUUUUUCUUAAUCUAUUUAUUUACAAAAUAAAAACAUAAAAACUCAACCGUGAAAGUGAUUGAAACCCAGCGGACUGAAUUUAUUGGCCAUUGUUGGAUUGUGGAAUAUCACAACCAUCUUCGCCUUCUUCAUCGGUUUCAAUUUCCAUGUCAAUGUCUUCUUCUUCCUCACCAAAAGAGUUUGGUGCUAAAGAGGAGGAGCAAGAAGUCGCCGUGUUGGGUUGACAAGAAAUUGAAGUGGGUGGUUGUAUCGCCGGAGACUUGGUUCGUGUACUUCCAGCGAGCGAGUUCCGGUGAGUCGGUCUAGGGUGGUUGUGAUCUCCUGUGUACGUCACAAUAAACAUGUCCGCUUCGGUGUUGCUCCUUUCAACUUGCUUUCGCGCGGUACAACCUUUGGAACUACUACAUCUAUAAUAGUUCCUAAUAAUACAACAACAGAGAGUUAAUUUUGUUAGUAUUUUUUUUUGAGAAAUCGAAGGUUCAAUAGAACUCUUAGCUGAAUUGACUAUGUUAUGUAAUCAAUGUUUUAAAUUUUUAAAUAGAGACGUAGUGUCAAAUCUUACUGUGAGAAGUGUAGUAUAGUAUCAAAUUGAUUUUUUUUUAUUAAGUUUAUAUGUAUACCUUGGAUAUGGAGAACCUUUAAUGGGUUUUUGUCCGUAUUUUCUCCAUGCCCACAAAUCUGUUGAGAGGUUAUCCGCAGUUACAUGACACACCAUUUUCCCUUGUUGACUUUUUCUGUUGAAUAAGAAAAAGCAAAUAUAUACAUUUAAAUGUAAA